AUGUUCUCCGUAGCACUGCGCUGCCACAGCAAACGAUUUCGACCCCCAAACUACUCGGCCCUGGCGGCAUCUUGCAGCUUGAGUCAUGCAGUUCCGCGAACGACCUUUACACAUCCAGCUUCUCCUGCCAAGAUACAGUUGAGAAACGCGGCCCAAGCCAAUGGCACGUGGCGCCCGGUUUCUGUAUUGGACGAAUGGGUUGCAAAGGAGGCGCGCCCAAUCAGCUUGCGCCAGCUGAUGGUCUUUGGACGCUCGCUGACCGAGUCGCGAUUGAUAAGCUCUGCCAACUACGUGCGCACCGAGCUUCCAGUCAGAAUAGCGCAUCGCAUCCGCGACAUGCAGAAGCUCCCCUACGUCGUCGUAACGAACCGACACAUCGAAGAAGUCUACAAGCUCUACUACAAUGCCUUUGACACAUUUCGCAAGUUCAAAGAGAUCAAAACCCUGGAAGACAAUGACAAAUUCUGCGCCGUCAUCACCCAGAACCUCAAGGGCCACCUGACCGUCAUCCCCAAGCUCGCAAUGGGCAUCCUCGAGUGCGGCGGCCUUAUGGACCCAAAAGAGCUGGACCAUUUUAUGAAUGUCAUACUCCGAUCGCGCAUCUCUAGACGAGUCAUCGCGGAGCAGCACCUCUCCCUCACGGAAACUUUCCACUCUGCCUACUUCUCUCCCGGCGCUGAGCUCUCCGAAUCCGACUUCAUCGGCGAAGUCUUCAUCAAAUGCUUCGCCAAAGACGUCAUAAGCCGCUGCGCCAAAGCCGUCACCCAGCUCGCCCGCACCACAAACGGUCCCGACGUCCAAGUCCCCGAGAUCAAAAUCGACGGCCACCUCAACGCGAGCUUCCCUUACAUCCUCAGCCAUCUCGAGUACAUUGUCGGCGAGCUCCUGCGCAACUCCGUCCAGGCCGUCAUCGAGCACCACCAGAAACAGCCCGACCACGCCUCUUCUCCCCCCCCUCCCAUCGAAGUCACAAUAUGUGAGGCCCAGGAGCACGUCAUCAUCCGCAUAUCCGACCGCGGCGGCGGCAUCCCGCGCGAGGAGCUCCCGUACCUCUGGUCCUUCAGCAAGGGCCCCCAAAGCCAGAAGCGCCUCAAGAACCUCGGCCAGGUACCCCGAAUGGCCGCCACCAUGCAGGAGCUGCACGUCACCGACGAGCUCGGCCGAGCGGACCUCAAAGCGCCCACGUACCUAGGCUCUCUAUCAAGCCUCACCAGUCGGCCUCCUAAUUUGCGUCUUGGUAUGGGCCUUCCCCUGAGCCGCGUGUAUGCCGAGUACUGGGCUGGCUCUUUGAAUCUACACAGCUUAGAAGGGUACGGUGUCGAUGCAUUCUUGCAGAUUUCGAGGCUGGGAAACAAGAAUGAGCAGCUCACCACCAGAGCUAGCAUGGACGCUGUUUAG
Messenger RNA from Trichoderma atroviride IMI 206040, 1398 nucleotides. RefSeq lists its product as uncharacterized. Gene Ontology annotation, cellular component: mitochondrion. NCBI's taxonomy places the organism in Eukaryota, Fungi, Ascomycota, Sordariomycetes, Hypocreales, Hypocreaceae. The record is from RefSeq and is a predicted model, not a curated record. Gene Ontology annotation, biological process: protein phosphorylation; regulation of glucose metabolic process. Gene Ontology annotation, molecular function: pyruvate dehydrogenase (acetyl-transferring) kinase activity.